Callorhinchus milii (elephant shark) is the source of this 850-nucleotide messenger RNA. Its product is annotated as dynein light chain Tctex-type protein 2. Gene Ontology annotation, biological process: microtubule-based movement. Gene Ontology annotation, molecular function: dynein intermediate chain binding. The coding region runs from base 193 to 801 and encodes 202 amino acids. The record is from RefSeq and is a predicted model, not a curated record. Gene Ontology annotation, cellular component: cytoplasm; cytoplasmic dynein complex. The transcript has 4 exons. Lineage: Eukaryota; Metazoa; Chordata; Chondrichthyes; Chimaeriformes; Callorhinchidae.
AGAGAUAGAGUAAGAGCAAGUCAGGUUAAGGCUGGACUCGGUCCGGUUAACAACAACUUGCAUUUAUAUUGCACCACUCACGCAGGGUAGCAUCCCAGUGCGCUUGACAUUGGCGGAGCACGACGCUGAGGGUCAGGUUAACACUCGGGGUCAGGGUCAGGUUAAUACUCGCUCAGAAAGUCUGCUACGAGAAUGGCAGAAAGAAUGGGCAGGAAAGAAGAUAACGACAAUGAAGAGCUGCAGGAAGAAAGCACGCCUGUUUCGGGAGAGGAUGCUCAGCAUCGCAAGUCCAGUGUGUUUGAGGAAAACGCGUUUGAAGAGAUUCUAAAGGAACGACUAAAUGAAAGUGUUCUACAAGUUGUCCAUAUUGAUAAGAAAGAACUGGACGAAGAGGAUGAGGAUGUUUUUGAGGAACCUUUGAGUUGGAAACCUAGUCUAUUAAAACAAAGAUUUGCUAAUACCUAUAAAUUGGGUCCAGAUAAGAUGUUUAGUUAUGGUGCCGUGUCAAGAAAAAUUGAAGAGUUCUUAAAGGGCAAACUUAAGGAUGUGAAAUAUGAGGGUAAACGAUGUAAGACAUUGAGUCUUUCCAUGUCUGAUGACAUCAAAUAUCUCAUAAAAGAUAUGGGAACUGGUCGAUACAAAAUCAUUGCUAGAAUUUUUCUUGGAGAAAAGCAAGGCCAAGGUGUAACAAUUGCCAGCAGAUGUGUCUGGGAUCCGGAAAAGGACACUUGGUGUGCAUCUGUCUUUGAGAACAGCUCAAUAUUUGCAGUGGCAAUGGUAUUUGCUGUGUAUUUCGAGUAGCAGAAAUCCAAAAUUUACCAUUUAUCUUGAAAUGUUUAAAACAUCUUAA